AAAUAAUUUUUUCAUGAGGUAAACGCUGUCAAUUUGGAAAAACGCAAGCGCAAACAGAGAUCGCAUUAGGUUAUCUUCUUCUUUUUCUUUUUUUUUUUUUUUGCAAUUUCCUUCAACUGAAAGGGGAAAAUAACCCUAAUUUUGUCUCUGGAUUGGUCUCCCAAGUGAGGAAAGGGAGAAAAAGAAAGAAACUUUGAAGAAAAAAAAUGGUGUUUUACUUCAAAGCCCGACCAGAGGUUGGCGAUUACACAAUUUUCAUGGGUCUCGACAAGUACGAGAACGAGGAACUCAUUAAAUACGGCUUUCCCGAAGACAUUUGGUUCCAUGUUGAUAAAAUGUCUUCUGCUCAUGUUUAUGUAAGACUUCAUAAAGGUCAAACCAUUGAUGAUAUAAGCGAAGGUUUGCUUGAAGAUUGUGCUCAGCUUGUUAAAGCUAAUUCCAUCCAAGGGAACAAAGUGAACAAUGUUGAUGUUGUUUACACUCCAUGGUCCAAUUUGAAGAAAACUCCUUCCAUGGACGUUGGCCAAGUUGGCUUUCACAAUUCCAAGAUGGUUCGGACAGUGAGAGUGGAGAAGCGUAUAAAUGAGAUAGUUAACAGGUUGAACAAGACUAAAGUGGAAAGGAAACCUGAUUUGAAAGCUGAGAGAGAAGCUGUUAAUGCCGCAGAAAGGGCAGAGAGAAAGCAACAGCUAAGGGAAAAAAAACGACAUGAGGAACUACAAAGGCUUGAAAAGGAAAGACAAGCAGAGAUAAGAAGCUACAAGGGUCUCAUGGUCUCUGAAAAGAUGACCUCAAACAAACAAAUUGCUACAACAAGCAAAUCUUUGCAGGAACUUGAAGAGGAUUUUAUGUGAACAUAUUGGUAUUUCAAUGCCAAUGAGCAGCCAAAAACAUACUGCCUGUAAAAGGAAAACGGCGGUUUGAUGUUACUUUUAUUAUUGUUAUUAUUACUAUUGCAAGCUUGAAGUUGUUUGCCUCAAUAAUAAGCUACCAAAAAAUAGGCUACAAGAAUUGGAACAAACUUACUAGGUUGAGGGUGAGGGGAAUGAACUUCUGUUGUAAUUGGCAAUAUAUUCUACUAAACGUGAUUGUUAACUCAAUUGCUGGUUUACUUCAAUUUAACACAUAAUUCUGAUUGCAAA
Molecule: messenger RNA, 1142 nt
Organism: Gossypium raimondii (Peruvian cotton)
Lineage: Eukaryota; Viridiplantae; Streptophyta; Magnoliopsida; Malvales; Malvaceae
Exons: 6
Coding region: 207-854 (215 amino acids)
Source: RefSeq, a predicted model, not a curated record